AGUAAUGAAUAAAUAAAGAGAUAAAUUAAGUCUCUUUUCACAAAACGGCGAAAAUAAGGAAGACACACAGUUGAAGCACUCGUUCGUACACACACACACACACACAAAGGUCUCUCUUUUUUCCCUUCUCUUCUCUUCUCUUUCUCUCUAGGGUUUGAUUCUUUGAUUCUUCCUUCUCUGCCUCUCAUUUGCUUCUCCGAAUUGCGGCUUACACUCCUUCGUUAUCUUCUGUUCGUUUUCAAAACCCUAAUUUUCUUACAGUGUUCUCUGUUCAGUCGCUGGUUCCUGUACGGAAACGUCGCCAAAGGAUCUCUUCCGUGGAGUUGAAGAAAUUGAAAGGAAUGGAGGAAGUAAAGGUUGAGGACGAGAUAAAGCUUUGUGAUCUGAAAAAAGAGAAUCUUCGUAAAACGAUGGAGAAGAUUAAGUCUCAAGCCUCGGAUGUACUUAUCUUGAAUCUUCAGUGGUGUGAUUUGGAGGAUCAUUUGAAAUCAGCGGGGGAUAAGGUAGAGAAGAGGUUUAGGGAGUUGGUGUCCAAGGAGGUUGAGUUUGAGACGCGAAAUUUUGCUCUUGAAGAAAGGGUUAAAGUGGUUGAAGCGGCGGAAGCUGUGAUGGGUGAUGUGGAGAUGAAAGCUAAUGGCUUUAGGAGUGAAAUUGAAGAUAAAAAAGAGGAAUUGGCUUCUCUUAGGAAGUCGCUGGAAGAGUGUAAUGUUGAGCACAGGUCAAAGACAGGUCAACUUAAUGAGUUGGUGGAAUUGUUGAGAAAGACUCAGGUUGAUCUUGAUUUGCGGGGGGAACAGUUAAGUGGGAUGGUGACUGAUCUUGAGAGAUAUCGUGUUGAGUUAAACGCAGAGAAGGAGCAUUUGUGUAGGACUAAGAAUGACAGGAGAGAAUUGGAAGUGGAGUUAGAGGGGAAGAGGAAAGCUCUCACAUUGGUUCUGGAUAAAAUUGUUGAAUGUGAUAAGCUGUUUGAGACACGGUCCUCGGAACUAAUAAAGACUCAGGGUGAGGUUGAGUUAAAAGCGGAACAAUUACAACAGAUGAAUGUUGAUCUUGAGAGAUAUCGUGUUGAGGUCAGCUCAGAGAAGGAGUGUUUGGCUAGGACUCAAACUAACAGGAAAGCAUUAGAAGAGGAAAUAGAGGGAAAGAAUAAGGAUCUCAAAUUGGUUGUCGAUGAAAUUGCUAAUACUGAGAAGCUGUUUGAGACACGGACCUCGGAGAUGAUAAAGACUCAGGGGGAGGUUGAAUCGAAAUGGAAACAAUUAGAACAGAUGAAUAUUGAUCUUCAGAGGCACCGUGACGAGAUCAGCGCAGAGAUGGAACAUCUUGUUAGGAGUCAAACUCGCAAUAGAGAGUUGGAGGAGGAAAUAGAGAGAAAGAAAAAGGAUCUUACAGCGGUUCUCGAUAAAAUUGGAGAGUAUGGGAAGCAGCUUGAGUCGGUGGAAGAGCGACUAGCUUCUCAGCAGAAGCUGUUUCAGACACGGUCUCUGGAACUUGUUUCUAAAAAGAAAGAGUUGGAUGGACUGAGUCUGGACCUUGACCUGGCCAACUCACUAAACAACGAGAUGAAAGAGAUAUGUCAACAGGUUAAAUCAAAGGGUAAGGAGUUGGAGAAGAUUGAAAGGCUGAUUCAGGAACGGACUGGUCACAAUGAGUCAAUCAAAAUGCUCCUCGAGGAACACAGUGAAGAACUUGCUUCUAAAGAGAAGAAACACAGUGAGAUAACUGAGGAGAUUCGUAAACUAUCUUUAGAGAUUGUCACUAAAGAGAAAACUAUCCAGCAACUCUCUGAGAAACAACAUUCAAAACAGAACAAACUGGAUUCGACUGAAAAACAUCUAGAAAAAUCCACUGCAGAAUUUGUUUCCAAGGAAAAGGAACUUUGCGCUGUGAAAGAUACAUACAGAGAGUGUCUCCAAAACUGGGAAAUGAAAGAGAAGGAGUUAAAGUCGUUACAAGAAGAGGCUAAAAAGAUUCAAGACAGCUUCCAAUCUAAAGAGGCAGAGCAAGUCAAACUAAAAGCAUCGUUGAUAGAGCGUGAAAAAGAACUUGGAAUGAAGGAGAAGCAAGUUCGUGUUCGCUCAGAAAAUAUUGAACGGAAAGAGAAAAAACUUGAUGCUCGGGAGGAAAGGAUUGAUAAAAAAAAUGAGCAACUGAAAUCCACAGAACAAAAGUUGGCUAAAUGCGUUAAGGAUUAUGAGCUGGAAGCAAAGAAACUUGCCAGCUUUUGUCAGCAAAACAACCCUGAUCAACGAGUUGACUUGGUACGUGACGCUGGUAUACGUGACGAGAAAAGUUUGCAGUUAGUCUUACAUGGGCAUCUGAGGAAAUGUCGUCAGCUUCACCUUGAUGUUUUGUGUGCUCUAAAAGCCUCUUCUGACCCGGCAAAGCUUGUGUUAGUCACAAUACAGGAGCUUCAUGAAAGGACGGCAAUAACAAAGCUUGAACCAGAUAGUGUUAGAAGGAGUAGCAUUUGUUUGCUGGAAUGCUUAAUGGAUAUGUCACCAGAACCCAAGACUGAUGUACAGGGAGAAGCUAUCAAAUCAGCCACUGAAUGGAAGAAGACAACACUGGUCAAGGCAGAAAAUCCAGUGGCGGUUUUGGGUUUUCUGCACUUUCUAGCUGCAUUUAGUUUGGCAUACACUUUUGAUGCUGACAAAGUCCAAAAUCUGUUUGAUGCCGCCUUUCUUUGCCAAUACGCUCCGAGUCUGUGUGAGGCUCUUGGAGUAUCAUCUUUAGCACCUGUCAACACUCUACUAUCUUCAUUGGAUGAUAAGCCUGAACAGCACCCUGAAGCACCAGGCAGAAAUAGUCGUAAUUCUCCCCACCCGGAUGUCCAAGAAAACAUAGCAUCAUCUGAUUUGGGUAAUGAAGAUGCUCUUUGGGACCCUGAGGUCUCAGCUUCUUUUUCGCCGAAUGAGGUCUUUACUGGACUUCAAGUUAUGACAGAUCCAGCCGGGUAUGUUCUAAAUUUGGUGAACGAUGAACUCAUGGGUGCUCAGCAGAGAGGGGAGUUGAGUUUGAAAGAGCCUAUAGUUAAGCAUUUGGUUUCCCUUUUGGAUGUGCUGCCACGUGUUGUAAGAUCUAGCAAACAUCUACUGUCAGAUGCAUUACAAGUGGCAAAUCGAUGGAGCCUGAUGAUGGGAAAUAGUGCUCAGAUGUCACCGCUUGAAGCUUGGGGCUUUCUGCAACUCAUUGUGGCGUAUAACUUAGUGCAGAGAACAGAUCGAGAUAGUACGUUACGAUUUGCCAUGAAUGUUGCUCAUUUCAAACAGGCUCCGAAACUCUUUGAAUCUCUUGGUCUUCGUUAUGCCAUCUCAGGCUUGGUCAGACAACUCCUAGACGAACGCCAAUAUUUUCUGGCAAUCCGCUAUGUAUUUUAUUUCAACCUGAAGUGCAGCUUUUCUCCCCUAGUGUUCUUGAAAGAAGAGAUCAUCAAUCUUAGACGCUCUCCCAAGGAUAAGAGAAGAUUUGAUUCACAGGCUGAAGACAGAGAUGGUGCAAAACUGAGAGAGAUAAUUGAACUCAUUGAAGAGUUCCAACUGGAAAUCGAUCUUCCUGUGGACCUUAUCGUCAAAUUCAUGGUUCCGCGGGGAAUUCAAAAUCAGAAUCAAUAUGCGGUCUCAUCAUUUGCCCCAGUUCAACCUCCGCAGCUUCAUAUGCAGGCUUCACAUACAGUCAUUAAAAGCUCAUACAUCACCACUCAGGGCUCGAACCCAACCUAUCCUACCAGCGGUAGUGGAUCACCAAAUCAACAGGUCCUAGACAACUUGGAAACAUAUCAAGCUGGUAGUUCAAGUGUGUACUAUGGUCAAUCUUCACACCAGGCUGGUUUUAAACGCCCAAGGAUGGAUCCUGCGGUUUCUAGACCUUUGAUUAGACCUUGCUUCAAUCCAUCUAGCUAUGACAGCAGAUUCUAAGUCUUAAGUCUGAAGCUAGUACUUAGAAAAGUAAAAUACUAAGGUAUAGUUUGGUAUUUUGGUCUAGAUUGGUUUGUGGUUAAUAGCUCUUAAUCCUUUUGUAAAGUCUAAUGUAGAAAGAAAAAAAACAAGAAUAUGCAGAGGGAACAUCCUCAUGUAUGGGAAUGCUUUUAUUCUUCAAGAUCUCUUUACAUAUAAA
Molecule: messenger RNA, 4116 nt
Organism: Camelina sativa (false flax)
Lineage: Eukaryota; Viridiplantae; Streptophyta; Magnoliopsida; Brassicales; Brassicaceae
Source: RefSeq, a predicted model, not a curated record